Centropristis striata (black sea bass) is the source of this 3548-nucleotide messenger RNA. RefSeq names its product tsukushi small leucine rich proteoglycan homolog (Xenopus laevis) (gene tsku). The record is from RefSeq and is a predicted model, not a curated record. Gene Ontology annotation, cellular component: extracellular matrix. The transcript has 4 exons. The coding region runs from base 408 to 1601 and encodes 397 amino acids. Lineage: Eukaryota; Metazoa; Chordata; Actinopteri; Perciformes; Serranidae. Gene Ontology annotation, molecular function: protein binding.
UCUAUCUAUCUAUCUGUCUGUCUGUCUGUCUGUCUGUCUAAACUCAUUCACUAUGAGCUGCUUUUCAUCGUGUACUGAUUCGUUACAAGCAGCCAGUAGUCGUCAGGGAGGUCAGGGGUCAAAGCGAAAGAAACACUGCACAGAGGUGAUCAGCUCUGUCUAAGCAGACUUUGAGCCGAGUUAAUCAGCCUGCAUAUGUUGACCCACUGCAGCUAUGUAACCAUGUCCUCUUACAUAAGCCAAGAUAAAUAACCUGUUAGACAUACCUGAUAACAGCCUUAACCCAAGACCCUUUUUUCACUGCAUAACCCAAAAAGAUGCAGAAUUCAGUUUGAGGAUCAGAGAGCAUUAUUGUUUCACUUACAACAGUUACCAACAUGUAUUUAUUUGAAAGGCUGGAUUAGCUCAUGAAAAUACAUGCCCUUCCUUUCCUUUUAUUUUUUGAGAAUUUCGUGAGAAAACAAAAAGUGUUAAAGUUGAGCUGGGAGAACUAUUCAGCUUUCAGUUACACACUGAGGGACAACAGCUACAGCAACACCAGCAAAAAGAUCAUAAUGGCCUUCCUCCUGUGGCUUGGCCUGUCCCUGCUGGCCUCCGUCCAGUCCAGCGGCGUCAAGAACUGCCACCAUGGUUGCCGCUGUGAGGUGGAAAACUUUGGCCUUUUCGACAGUUUCAGCUUGACCAGGGUGGACUGCCGAGGGUUGGGGCCUGGCGCCAUCAUGCCUAUCUCCAUCCCACUGGACACUGCCCAUCUGGACCUGUCCUCCAACACCAUGGGGCCGCUCAGUGACACCAUGUUAACCGGUCCAGGCUACACCACCCUUGUUAGCUUGGACCUAAGCAGCAACCAUAUAACAAAGAUAGCACCCAGUGCUUUGUCCAAGCUGCGUUACCUGGAGACUCUGGAUCUGAGCCACAAUGACCUGGAGAGCCUCCCCCCGAGCUGCUUCUCCGGCCUCCCUCUGGCUGAAGUCGACCUCAGCCACAACAGCUUCCAGGACUUCGACAUGGAUGUGUUCCCGACAAAAGUUAACGGUGAACCUGUCAGCGUGGAUCUGUCUCAUAACAAGCUCGUGUCAGUGUGCACGACUUCGCAUGGCAGAGUGUUACAUAUCCAAAGCUUAAAUCUGUCAGCAAACCGACUUUUGAGCAUACCGAAGCUGGAAGGACUUCCUCUGAGGUACCUCAAUCUGGACGGUAAUCCCAUCACACGCAUCAAGGAGGGAGCUUUCGCUCAGCUCAAAGAUCUUGUUUAUUUAUCCAUCAGUGGCCUCCAUGAGCUUCAGGAGAUCGAGCCCAACAGCUUCAAGGGCCUCCAGAGCCUGCAAGUUCUGGAUCUCUCAAACAACCCCAAGCUCAAGACUCUGAGUCCCGCGGUUUUCAGCGGACUAGCCUCCCUGCAGGAGCUGAAUUUGUCAAGCUCUGGCGUGGAGUCCUUGCCAAAUAACAUGCUGACCCACCUUCCCAGUGUUAAGAGUAUCACACUGGGGCCAAACAUCCACUGCUGGAGGACCCAGAAACAGGGACAGUUCCACCGGCAGCUGGGGCAGGUCCAACACAACGAGGUGCUGAACUGCAACGUGGAGGGCAUCGUGUUGUGAAACAGUGCCUGUGGAAAUGGACCACUCCUUAAGGGGCCAGUGUGCUCCAUCAGAACCCUGACCCAGAGCUGUGCCUUAUCUGCUUUAUAUGCAAAACACUUUCCUGUUACUUUCACCCAAGUACCUCUGUUCCAAAGCAAACCUUUGGAACAUGUCUUAAAGGUUCAAAGUAGCCUUUAUCAACUUUUGACAGACGUUAUCAUAAACCGAUGGCAAAAUGUACAGCAUUCAACAUAUAACAGACCAUUUUCUUAACAUCAUAACAUGUCACCUGAACUGGUAGAGAACCUUCCAUGAAUCCAAAACUUAAAGCAAUAUUCACACUUUACAUAUUUAAUUAAACGGGACCAUAUUAAGAGCUAUUUGCACUUAUUCCAGUUGUUUUUUUUUUCUUUUGUUUUGAAUAAUGCACUUACACGUGGCUUAAAUGUCAUCCAGUGUGAUACAAAACCUUCUGUGCAUUGCUCAUAAUAUCCAAACUGAAGGAUAUUUUACAGCUGUUGACCACUAACAUUUUAUAUUUGACUUUGAAUGUGAUGUUUAUUGAAACGGUUAAAGGGACACAUAGACGUUUUGGGAAAUGCACUUUGCGAGCUGAGAGUUAGAUGAGAAGAUUUCUUAUAUUUGCUUGUUCGCUAUGAAGCUACACCCGGCAGCUGGUUAGCUUAGCUUCGCAUACACAGUGAAAACAGGGGGAAGCAGCUUAUCCUGGCUCUGCUCAAAGGUAACAACAUCCACCUUCCAGCACAUCUAAAGCUCACCAACUAACACGUUAUAUCUUAUUUGUUUAUUCUGUACAAAAUCAAGGUGUAAAAUCAUAAUUUUCUGGUUUUACGGUGCAUUAUUUCUUGGCAGACGUGGGACCAAUGCUUCAGGGUUUGUAAUGAUGAUAGAUGAGAUAUAACCUGUUGUUAAGUGGAUGUUGGGGGGGUCAUCUUAUGAAGGAACUAUAAUUUAAACUGACCUAAAUGUGAUGUUUUCGGAUUUAAAAUUGCUAUACAUUAUUUAAUAUACAGGCAUCUUGUUCCAUCUAUAGGCCUUAAUCUGCGCACCAUUAUAGCAUUUAUAAUUUUUACCUUUUAAGAAGGCAGUGAAUGUCAUUUGUGCCCUUGAUCCAGCUGUUUCUGCUGUUUCCAGUCCUAAUGCUAACAUCCGCUACUGACUGUAGCUUGAUACUUACUAUGCAGACAUGAAAGUGGUAUCAAUCUUUUUAUGUCAUAGGAAAGCUUAUAAGCUAAUGUGUGUAUAUAUAUAUAUAUAUAUAUAUAUAUAUAUAUAUAUAUAUAUAUAUAUAUAUAUAUAUAUAUAAUGUCCCAAAUUUGUACAAUCCAAGUACCAGAAUCCUUUUAUUUAACACGGUCUAGGUGGAAAUGUACCUUAACAUCUGUAACUGUUAAGAACUUCUCUUGUUACAACCACAAAAUGACCAUUUUAUUACUUGAAUUUUUUGUUUUCUAUGACCACCAGCCCAAACCUGACACCAUGUCCAUUAAUGCUUGGAUCGUUUACCUUCACACUGACACUAACAGCUGGUGUACAAACGAGGUCCAUGCAGCCUUUGACAUAGUGCUCACUGCUCUGUUUGUUUCUGACAUUUACACAACAGGAGUAAACAAGCCCUGACCACGCUGCCCGCGAGUUUAUGUCGACCCGCUAUGAAACACACGAGACACUGACAUAUGGCAACUUUCACAUAAUUAGUAAUGAAGUGAUGUUGAUGUUGAAACGGCGAGCUGCUUUGUGCUGUCAUGUGUAACUUCACCUUGGCAUUCCUGUGGUAUUUCUGUGGGACGGAGAGGACGAUCAGCCUCAAGACUGCAUAUAAGGGUUUCUGAAUGUUGGCAAUCUGUGAAGGCUUUGGUGUUCUGGUUUUGAUAUUUUUAAAAGGAAAUCCACCUUUUCAGUUGGUUAAUUAAAAGUCAGAUGAGCCCAGGCUUGGUGUAGAAG